AUGACCGAGUUGCCUAAAAACAUCGCGUUCGAAGAAUUCAUCCAAUCCGACCUUUUCACCUUCUAUAUCGGAGAAGAGAAGAAGCAGUUCAUCGUGCACUCCAAAGCCGUCGCUGCUACUUCGCCGUACUUUGAUAGGCUCGUCAAUGGCGGGCUGAGUGAGGCGCAGAGUCGGACUGCCGAAAUCGAGGACGUGGAUCCAGAGACCUUCAUUCGCUUCAUGGAGUACGCAUAUCGACGCAACUAUACGACUCCGUUAUGGACGCGAGACCCCACAGCUACCGCUGAGAAUGGGCAGAAGGAUUCAAGUGCUUGUAUGACCCCGUCCCAUGGAUUGGAGCUUAUGAUGUCUGAUGAAGAGCCAGUAGGGCCAACGUUUCAGGCAAUGCCUAUCACCACUAAUUGGGACUCUGGAGGCUGGAACUCCAAUGCAGCUCCCUCCGCCUUUGGUACCAUCCCUUCCACCAGGAACCUCAAAAAGCACAAUAACAACCAAAUGGGCUCGCGUGUUGCGUUCAAUCAGCGCCAAUACAUGCACCCGACUCACAAUGCCUCAAGUCUUCUUCACAUGCAGUUCGACACCCACCCAAACACGUCCCCUACGCAAAACUUCGCCCCUGUGUUUCUAGCACACGCUCGCCUUUACACUCUCGCCGACAUGCACAUGGUGAAACCACUUAAGGAUCUUGCUCUCUACAAACUGCACAGAACCUUGGUAGGAUUCGAGCUGUACCCUGAACGCCUUGGAGAUGUCGUCGAGAUUGCCAGGUAUGCUUACGAGCAUGGCGAGGAUAGGUCCGAAGAUGGGAAAAUCGAUGCGCUGCGCGACAUGGUUGUGAACUACGUUGCCUGCGAGGUGAAGGUGCUCGGUAAGCAUACGGAGUUCAGAAACCUGAUGGACGGAGGUGGAGAGUUUGCAGGGGACUUCUGGGACAUUGUCAGCCAGGAGCUGUUUUAG
Macroventuria anomochaeta is the source of this 957-nucleotide messenger RNA. RefSeq lists its product as uncharacterized. Bases 1 to 957 code for a protein of 318 amino acids. Gene Ontology annotation, molecular function: protein binding. Lineage: Eukaryota; Fungi; Ascomycota; Dothideomycetes; Pleosporales; Didymellaceae. The transcript has 2 exons. The record is from RefSeq and is a predicted model, not a curated record.